UGCCGGCUAGUGCCCUGUCCGCCCGACGUCGGGUCUGCAGGAAGGAUGCGAGGCAUGAGCGCGGCGUGGCUGCUGGGGGGCGCCAUCCUGCUGGCGGCCUCCGUCUCCUGCAGUCACCCCAUCCAAGGAACCAAUAGAACCUCCAAAGGAAGAAGUCUCAUUGGUAAGAUUGAGAGCUCCUCUCAGAUCACUGGGAAAGGAGUUACCGUGGAACCAGGCUUUUCUGUGGAUGAGUUUGCUGCCUCCGUCCUCACUGGAAAACUGACCACCGUCUUUCUUCCAGUUGUCUACACAAUUGUAUUUGCGAUUGGUUUGCCAAGUAAUGGCAUGGCUCUGUGGGUCUUUCUUUUCCGAACGAGGAAGAAGCACCCUGCUGUGGUUUACAUGGCCAAUCUAGCCUUGGCAGACCUCCUCUCUGUGAUCUGGUUCCCUUUGAAGAUUGCAUAUCACAUACAUGGCAACAACUGGAUUUACGGGGAAGCUCUUUGCAAAGUACUCAUUGGCUUUUUCUAUGGCAACAUGUACUGUUCCAUUCUCUUCAUGACCUGCCUCAGUGUGCAGAGGUAUUGGGUCAUUGUGAAUCCCUUGGUGCACCCCAGGAAGAAGGCAAACAUUGCCUUUGGGCUCUCGCUGGGAAUAUGGCUUCUGAUUCUGCUGGUCACCAUCCCCUUGUAUGUCGUAAGGCAGACUGUGUACAUUCCAGCCCUUAACAUCACAACCUGCCAUGAUGUGUUGCCUGAGGAGGUGUUGGUAGGGGACAUGUUCAAUUAUUUCCUCUCUCUGGCCAUCGGAGUCUUUCUGUUCCCAGCCUUCCUCACAGCCUCUGCCUAUGUGCUGAUGAUCCGAACACUCCGGUCUUCUGAGAUGGAUGAAAACUCGGAAAAGAAGAGGCAGAGAGCCAUCAAACUCAUUGUCACCGUCCUGGCUACCUACCUGAUCUGCUUCACUCCUAGUAACCUUCUGCUUGUGGCCCAUUAUUUCCUGAUUAAAACCAGGAGCCAGAGCCACGUCUAUGCCGUGUACAUUUUAGCCCUCUGUCUUUCCACGCUCAACAGCUGCAUUGACCCCUUCGUCUAUUACUUUGUUUCCCAAGACUUCAGGGAUCAUGUGAAGAACGCGCUCCUCUGUCGAAGUGUCCGUACUGUGCGGCAGAUGCAGAUAUCCCUCACGUCACAGAAGUUCUCCAGGAAGUCCAGCUCUUACUCUUCGAGUUCAACCAGUGUUAAGACCUCUUACUGAGUUAUUCAGCGUCUCUGUAAAACCACGGGGGGGUUGGAGCCUGCUUAAUGUACCGGUGUGUUUCUGUUGUUCUCUGACCCAGUGGAUCUCACCACAUACCAUGUAUAUGGAGCACCUCUGAGGAUGGCUAGAAGCUUCCCUGUUAGCAUGAGGGAAGUCUCCCAAAUCAACCAAGAUGGCAGUUUCAGAAUUCCUCUCCUCAGGUGCUUCCGGAAAUGGAACUAACAGAAGCAGACUUCUCAGAAGGCAGUGAGAAAACAGCUCAGGGCCACUAGUUCUUACUAGUGCUGACGUGAAGGCACAGUUCGUAGGAGA
This is a messenger RNA of Lontra canadensis (Northern American river otter), 1554 nucleotides long. RefSeq names its product F2R like trypsin receptor 1 (gene F2RL1). NCBI's taxonomy places the organism in Eukaryota, Metazoa, Chordata, Mammalia, Carnivora, Mustelidae. Gene Ontology annotation, biological process: positive regulation of Rho protein signal transduction; blood coagulation; thrombin-activated receptor signaling pathway. Bases 46 to 1239 code for a protein of 397 amino acids. Gene Ontology annotation, cellular component: membrane. Gene Ontology annotation, molecular function: thrombin-activated receptor activity. The transcript has 2 exons. The record is from RefSeq and is a predicted model, not a curated record.